Ictidomys tridecemlineatus (thirteen-lined ground squirrel) is the source of this 2572-nucleotide messenger RNA. The record is from RefSeq and is a predicted model, not a curated record. NCBI's taxonomy places the organism in Eukaryota, Metazoa, Chordata, Mammalia, Rodentia, Sciuridae.
GAGCAUCCCGCCCCACGGAUGGACGGCUCUCCGGGGUCCCGGAGCUGCUGUGCUGGGGAAGGGGGGUCGCCGGCUCUGCCGGGUUUCCGGCUGCUCCUUGUCCGACACACGCGAUUCGCCUCCUUUCUCCUGGUUCUCCUUCCCCCCAAACCUCCCGACCCGGGACUAAGCCUGGCGCCCCCAAAUCGGGGAGCCCCACAUCGCCCGCCUUACCCAGCACUGUCCACCCCGCCCAGUGACUGCCCAUCCUGCACCCACCCCUGUCCGGUCCCUUCUUCGCGUCUGGUGGUCUGUACAGCGACGGCAGCUAGUAGGAGGCGUGAGGAGAGAGCCCCUGGACUCCCAGGCUCCUGGACAGGGAAGAAGAGGAAAAGAAACCUAUUUGCUGAACGCUGAGCGUGGGUGACCUGAGGGCUAGCCUGUUGGUUCCAGGAUGUCACUGCCCAAGUCCAGUGAUCAGGAGGGCAAGAGUGUGAAGGCUGACCAGGAGCCGUCCCCGGAGGCGAGCACAGAUGUCAUUCCGGCAGCCCCCAGGAAACCCAGGAAAUUCUCCAAACUGGUCCUGUUGACAGCCUCCAAAGACAGCGCCAAAGUGGCUGGGGCCAAGCGCAAAGGAGUACACUGCAUCAUGUCCCUGGGGGUACCAGGCCCUGCCACCCUGGCCAAAGCCCUCCUUAAGACCCAUCCAGAGGCUCAGCGGGCCAUUGAGGCAGCCCCUCAGGAGCCUGAGCAAAAACGCAGCAAGCUGGACCCUGACACAGGCAGCAAAGAAGACAGCGGAUUUGCAGCCAUGGAUCCCGCUGGGCAUGGGGAGCCAGCUGCCGCCUGCCCUGCUACACCCAGUGCGUCCUUGUAACCUUGGCAACGUGGCUACAGCUGCUGCGUCUUCACUGCCAAGGAUGGGUGGUUCUACUAGUCCACAAGACUUCCCAGGCCAGGUCGUCGGGGGAUUUUCACUUUCAACAUUGUGUAAUUUUUAAAAAAUUUUACAUCAAGCCUAAGUUACUUUUGUAAGGAGAAAAAAAAAAUCAAAAGGAGAAUUUAAAAGCUGUAUACUAUUACCCAUCAUGGACAGGUUUUAAACGUGCCAGGAUUCGAGUCCUUGGAGACCAGCUCCAAUCCCACCACCCUUGGGCCCGCUCUCCCCCACCAGCCUUCACCUGGCCCUGCCCCAUAGCUGCUUGGCCUGGGCCAUCAGUCCAGGGACUCUACUGGGGUUUCCAACCCCCAGGCCUCACCUCGUUUGCCUCCUCAGGCUGGAAAACCAGCUACUGACCAUAACCAGGUAGAGCCCCUGAGGUUUCCCCUUCCUGCUGCCUUGUUUUGAAGGGAUCAAUGGGAGCUCUGCCCCAUGUCUGAUAUCACCAGACCCUGGAUGCUGCCUGACCCUUCCCCCAGGGAACCUCAGACUUCUGCCUGCUGGGUCUGCACAGGGUACGCCUCAGUCACUGCCCUUCCUCAGGAAGCCUCCCAGAUGUGGCUCCCAGCCACUGAGCCCACCCUUCCAGGCCUGUACUGAGGAAGGGAUGAGCUUGCAGCUCCUGGGGUCUGGAAAGGAUCCUGACAAAAGUGCAAAGUGCCCUCCUAUGAUCUUUUCAGGUGAUUGGGGGCUGAGGAGACUUCCUGGAACCUGAGCCCCUCCCCAAACUCAUGGGGGCUGCCCUGCUAGAGGGGAGAUGAAGGAAACACAGUUACCCUCCUCAAGGAAAUAAUCAGACACAGAGCAGACCUCCCACUGUCCCCUCCAGAGGCUCCCAGAGUACAGUGAGCAACAUCUACCCCUGAGUUAGAGGCUCCUAGAGUCCCCAGGGCCAAAGCUUCAGCCUCCAGACCCUUCACCUCGCGGUCCUUAUUUGAAAAUUGCCUCUAGGCAUAAGAAAUCAUUUUUAAAAUGCAGGCUGUAGCAGCCUUGUGUUUGUAAACAUUUAUUCAAAAUUAACUAGCAUUCUAGGUGUAGUGAUGAAGGCCUGUAAUCCCAGUGACUUGGUAGGCAGGAGGAUCACAAGUUUAAGGCCAACCUCAGCCAAUUUAGCAAGACUCUGUCUCGAACUAAAAUCAAAAGGACUGAAGAUGAGCUGAGCCUGAUGCUACACUCCUAUAAUCCUUGUGACCUGGGAGGCUGAGGCAGGAGGAUCACAAAUUCAAGGCCAGUCUCAGCAAUUUAAAAACGACUGGAGAUGCAGCUCAGUGGUUAAGCACCCCUGGGUCCAAUCCUCAGCACCCUCCCCUGCCAAAAAAAAUUAAAGAGCAUCAAUUGCCUCUAUCAGGAAACACGUUACUUUCCAUUUUACUUUUAUAACAUUGUAACAUUUUUAUUCCGUUCUGUGACUAUAAUUUGGAAAUUUCUUUUGUCUUCAUUCUAUAUUCAAAUAAGAGUCCACUAUGGUUUCUCCUUUCCUGGGUGCUCAUCAUUGUCUGGUUUUGUCGGAUGAUAAGAAUGCCUUUGGGGACUGGGGCCAGAGCUCAGAGCAUUUGCCUAGACUGUAUGAGACCCUGGGUUCAUCCCCCAGUACUCCCCCCACCAAUAAAAAAAAAAAGAAGAAGAAGAAGAAUGCCUACAGAAGAUCUGGGA